AUGGCCAAUCGAGUUGUCGUUGAAGGCACCCUUCCCAAGGCAGGGUUGGGCCAGGUUGUUCCUCCACGUCGGGAAAUCUCCGCAUUAGUGAAGGAUAUUUACCAGUUCUCGCUUUAUGUUCAAGCACUUCAGGAAAUAUACGAUAAACCAGCAAAUGAUGUUGUGUCCUACUGGCAAAUUUCUGGAAUUCAUGGAGAACCAUAUGUCGAGUGGAACGGUACACUCAAUGUUCCGAGGUCACCGACCGACAGGGGAUUUUGUGUUCACGGUACACCUCUGUUCCCGACAUGGCAUCGACCAUAUAUUGUUCUCUUCGAACAAGAGGUACAGAGGAUUGCACGCAGGAUUGCUGCGACAUACACACACGACACCGAUCGCUGGAAUAUCGAAGCUGCAUUCUUGCGUCAGCCAUACUGGGGAUGGGACCAGAUCGCUACAGUAGUCCCGCCUCCGGAGGUGAUCUCCGCUCCUAUGGUCAGCAUCGUCAAACCCGACAGUCCAGCGGAAGUAUUGGUCCCCAACCCGUUCUUGACAUAUACAUAUCCAGCUGGAGCGAAUGCGGUGUUUGGGGCCCCGUUCAAUGCGUGGCCGCGUACUGCACGCUAUCCGGAUGGUUUAGGUAUCAGCCAGCCUGCCAAACUUCAAGCCGCACUUCAGGCUCUGGGUCCACAGAUUGUGAACAAUACGCAAAGGCUCAUGUCGAUCACCACCUGGGAUGCAUUUGCAUUGGGGGACGGAACAACAAGUGGAUUGGAGAGUAUUCACGACACAAUCCAUAACCACACGGGCGGGCCAAAUGGAAAUAUGACGUUCAUCCCUGUAGCCUCUUUUGAUCCGAUUUUCUAUCUGCACCAUGCACAAGUUGAUCGUGUUAUUGCACUCUGGUACAGCAGACAUCGCGUCUGGACCCCAAAUGCAGCUGAUUUAUUGCCGUUCCGGAGAACUCAAACCGAAUACUGGAAAUCUCCUGAGAUCAUCCAAACCAACACCGUGUUCAACUACGUCUAUCUUGGGAUUCCUAACGCUGUCCAGUCCGAAUCCAGUGAAGCCGGUGUAGCAGACUACCAAAGUGAAGCCUCCAGCACUACAGAGCUUGAAUGGAGCGUCCGUGUUGAAUGCGAGAAGUACGAAGUUGGAGGGAGCUUCUCUUUAUAUGUUUUUAUGUCCAAGGAAGUGCCCUCCAACCACACGGAGUGGCUAUUCCAUCCCAGCUUUGCCGGUACUUUCGACGUUUUCGCCAACCCCAACCCCGAAAAGUGUGCCAACUGUACCGCUCAUGCUGAUCAAACAAUUAAGGGGUUCAUCCAUAUAAAUAAGAAGUAUUUGGAAAGGUCGAAGAAGAAAACUCUUGAUCCGGAGGUUGUCAUUCCAUAUUUGAAGGAGCACAUCAGCUGGGGAGUGAUAAAGGCCAACGGCGAAGUCGCGGACAUAAAAAAGUUCACAACGCUUAACGUGACUGUCAUAUGCACGCCUCUCACCUUCUCAGACGGUGCGAAGUACCCUACGGAGGGUCGCCCAAAGGUCUAUCCUGAAAUUACUCGUGGACGUGUUGGUGGACAUCGUGAUGACCAGGAGAAUUAA
Psilocybe cubensis is the source of this 1581-nucleotide messenger RNA. RefSeq lists its product as uncharacterized. The record is from RefSeq and is a predicted model, not a curated record. Bases 1 to 1581 code for a protein of 526 amino acids. Lineage: Eukaryota; Fungi; Basidiomycota; Agaricomycetes; Agaricales; Agrocybaceae. The transcript has 8 exons. Gene Ontology annotation, molecular function: oxidoreductase activity.